Messenger RNA from Magallana angulata, 1540 nucleotides. RefSeq names its product thioredoxin-like protein 1. The transcript is spliced from 9 exons. NCBI's taxonomy places the organism in Eukaryota, Metazoa, Mollusca, Bivalvia, Ostreida, Ostreidae. The coding region runs from base 87 to 953 and encodes 288 amino acids. The record is from RefSeq and is a predicted model, not a curated record.
AGUGCACUUCUCAAUUCUCGCGAAGGUUCGAGAUUUCAGAAAAACCGGCAUUAUUGCUUCAUCAUAAACACAACAACUGAGAAAAAAUGACGGGGACGGUCCGAAUGGUGACUGAGGAUUCACAGUUCCAACCGGAACUAGCGAACGCCGGGACGAAGCUCGUGGUUGUGGACUAUUACGCCACAUGGUGUGGACCCUGUCGUAGAAUUGCCCCUGUGUAUGGGGAGCUGAGCCUUAAGUACCCCAAUGUUGUCUUCUUGAAAGUCGAUGUGGACCAGUGUCAGGAAACAGCUCAAAGUCAAGGAGUCACAGCCAUGCCUACUUUCAUUUUCUACAAAAACAAAGUAAAAGUAGACGAGAUGAAGGGGGCCGAUGCUGCCGCUCUGGAGGAGAAGAUCAAGCGCCUGAUGGGUGAUGGAGAGGAGGGAGCAGAUGAGGUCACGGUAAAGGGACAUAUGGACCUAGCCUCAAUGAUCAACAAGUCCGGCUGUGAGUGUCUGAACGAGUCAGACGAACACACACUGAGUCACGCACUCACCACAAAGGGAGGCUACCUGGAGUCCGACUGUGAUGAGCAGUUACUUAUCAGUGUGGAGUUUACACAGAGUGUAAAGUUGCAUUCCCUGAAGCUUUACGCCCCAGAAGAGAACGGGCCAAAGAUGGUGAAGAUCUUCCAGAACGUUCCCCGAGCCCUGGACUUUGAUCAGGCGGAGAGUAACGAGGCAGUACAAAUACUAGAACUAACCCCAGCUGACUUGAAGGAGGGCACCCUAAUCCCACUACGUUAUGUCAAGUUCCAGAACGUAGGAAAUGUCACCGUGUUCAUCAAGGACAACCAGACCGGGGCGGAGACUACACAGAUUGAUUAUAUAGGAUUCGUAGGAUCCCCGCUAGACACCACCAAUAUGUCGGAAUUCAAACGGGUUGCUGGUAAAAAGGGAGAGAGUCACUGACACAGAGGAAAUCCUAGGUUACAGAAUUACAGUGGGACGUUUAUAUUGAUGGGGGAGGGGCAGGUUCUGAAUUGUGGCAGGGGCGGGUCGUACAUCAACAGGAGAAUAUGACAUUCAACAACACUGAGAUAUUCAUGUAGUUGUGCUUCAAGUGGCUAAAUAUUUUUUACAUGUACUCUACAAACAAGACAGCACAUACACUGUUUUGGGUUGGAGUUUCGAAGUUUUCCCAUCAUGCAAUUGUUUUGUAUGAAAUUAUGUCAUGCCUUUGGAAAAUGCCAUACUGUUCAUUUGUUCAAUUGUACAGCCAUCCUCAGUUUGUAUACACAUUAAUUUGAUUUUAUAUCUUGACUUUGUUUCUUGAAUGGGUUAUAAGCUGUAUAUUGUGUACAUCUGUAUAAGGGUUAGGUAAAACUAACUUCCAAAAGUAAGAAUUACAUGCAUGCCUUGUCAGUAAAUGUGAUUUACAAACAAACAUGGCUUUUCUAAAGUUGUGCAAUUCUUAAUGUUCUGUUCUUGAUGUGCAAAUGAGAAUUUAAAUUAUUUUAAUAAACACUUGAAAAAAAAUUUUUUUUGCUGAAUGAAUU